Messenger RNA from Pelobates cultripes (western spadefoot toad), 20576 nucleotides. The record is from the annotation of a GenBank genome assembly. Lineage: Eukaryota; Metazoa; Chordata; Amphibia; Anura; Pelobatidae.
UGCACUAACUGAUAAACUGUCAGAGAAUGGGCUACAAAGAGAGACAGCCCACAGACAGGCCGCUCUGAGCCGCUCCCCUCCCCCACUGCUCUCACAGUUACAGUUUGAAUUUUGCCUCAGACGCGGCCGGUGGGAGGGUUUUGCGUUCUUAUUGGCUGCGGGCGGUCACAUGACAUUCUGGCGCCAUGUUGAGGCCCCGCCUCUUUACUCGCCGCUGAGCCUAUCGAGGGGGGGCAGCGGGAUCCAGGGCACACCGUGCUGCCAUUUAUUGUAAAUAGUGCGCUAUAAUAGGGGGAAUCCCUGCAGCCUGUCAGGCCGACACACAGCUUCCGGCCGCUAGGACCCGCGCGCACAGCCUCCCUGAACGGACUGAGCCAUGGCCACCUCCACUCCCAGCAAUCCCAGGCAGUCCGCCCGGCGCAGCGCCGUGGGCACCCCGCUCAGCCCCACUCGGAUCUCCCGCAUGCAGGAGAAGGAGCAGCUGCAGGAGCUCAACGACCGCCUGGCCGUCUACAUCGACAAAGUGCGCAGCCUGGAGAGCGAGAACAGCGUGCUGCAACUGCAGGUCACCGAGCGCGAGGAGGGGCGCAGCCGCGAGGUCACCGGCAUCAAGGUGCUGUACGAGACCGAGCUGGCCGACGCCCGCAGGAGCCUGGACGACACGGCCCGGGAGAGGGCCAAGCUGCAGAUCGAGCUGGGCAAGCUGAGGGCGGACCACGAUCAGCUCCUUAACAAGUGAGCCGGGGGGGGGGGUCAUUCAUCCAUACAUCCAUACAGAGAACCGGUCUGGGGAAACGCCAUGUGAGCAACUUUACUACAGCGCUGGCUGGGCGUCAUGAGAGUGGUGAAUCAAAUGGGGUGGCGGGGGGGAGAGACGGCAAAGCAUUGUCUGGAGUUCAUCCAUACAGGGGAAGAGGAAGAGGAGGAGGGGGGGGGGGUUCAUUCAUGCAGAGUGUCCCUAACACAGGCACUGUAUCACUACAGCACUGGCUGGGCAUCGUGAGAGUGGUGGUUCAAAGAGCUGGGGGGGUCAUUAAUACAGAGAGUCAGACAAUGAGAGCAUUUUGUCACAUCUACAGCGCUGGCUGGGUGACAUGAGUGGUGGUUCAUAAAGCUGGGGGUGUCAGUAUGCUCCAUACACGGAGAGUAGACUGGAAGCGGUGUAAUGUGAUCACUUUGUUACACAGACAGGGUUACGUGUGGGGUUUUUGUUGUGUUUUUUUUUGCCUUGUCAAUGCAAGGAAAAUAUAUGUAAAAAUUCUCUUAAAAUGGAUGUACCCAUUCCUGGAUGUGUGUCUUUGUCUUUCAGUAGCUGGAUUGAAAUCUUGUGACUGUAGUAAUUACCCCUCCCCCUACCACUAUUCAAUGAACUGGAGGGGGUUCCCUGUUAACACAUUGUCAGCAGACAGUCUACUGAUCGAUCUAUGGCAGAGCCAGUGUACUGGCUAUGGAAAAAUGUUCUGUUUUUUAAAUUGUAUUUUGCAUACAAGAUAUAACUUUGUGCACGUGUGCUCAUUUUAUUAUGUUGGAAUCUGUUUACUAUUUUUUUUUUUUUUUUCUACUCCAGGACAGGGGAUUUGGUUCACUUCUGUCAAUGCAGUGAUCUGGGCGUUGUAUAUGUUCACUUUCUCUACUUCUCAUUCAUUGCUAUAGACCUCUUAGACUGACACACCCGCCCUAUUUCCUGCCUGUAAAAUAAUGUAGAUCACAUUUGGCGCUAAACAAUGCUGCCCAGUAUAGUGUUGAGUAGUUUGUAGAAUUCAGUGUCUCCUAUUAUGUUGACCUUGGUCAUUAAUGUGGAGUCUUACCCGUAAUACUCUGUGAAUCUCCCCCUCCCCACCCCCCCACUGAGGUCUCUACUAGACUGCAGUGUUAUUUCUAAAAGUCAGAAUUCAAAAUGAACUUCAAAUUUAAGGCCCAAAAUGAAUGCAUAACUGAAGGGAUAUAGCUAAAUAGAUCAAUUUGAAGAAAAAUUCCAAUCAGCUAUUCCAUUUUGGCUAUUUUGAAAGGAAUAACCCUGUUAUAUUGCUUGAAAAAUUGUAAUCUCCCGUUCCUGCCAUAGAAUUGUUUGUGUUUAGCAUAGUGUCAAAGUAAUGCCUAAUAGUCUGUGUGCUUUUGCAAGUGAAUGAUUUAUGUGAAAAUGUUUUACCAGGAGAUCUGUUUUAUUUGAAACAUUCCCCUAAUGUUUUACCCAUGCAUUUUGGUGUCUAACAUUUAAAAUCCAGUCAUCUUUCUGGGUUAAUGACUUUUUUUUUUUAAAGUGAAAGUGGGCAAGAUGUGAUAUGGUGAAGCUUGUAGUUUAAUGAUCUAACUGCAGUUAUAGUAGGGUUGAUUAAUCCUACCCUUAUCAAAACUUAACCACCAACUCCUUUUUGGGGCACAAUUCAGUCCCCCUCCCCCUCUUUUGGGUUAACAGCAUAAAUGCAUAUGAAAUGCUGAACUUGGAUAUGAUUUUAUUUAUUUGUGAUUACUAUGAUUAUUACUAGAUUACUAUGCAAGUGGUAGGGACACUCUGAAUAUCUUGGUCUAAUUUUUACCAGAUAUCACUGCAAUGUCAGCAAGUCGUGGCUGUUUGACUUGUACUCAGGUCAUAGCUCUUGCAGUGGCAGCUGCUUCUGGAUUGGGGCCAGUGUGUUAUGUGAUACUUGCACAGCUAAAACAAGUUUGCUUCUCUGUGGAUAACUGGGCUCCAAUUAGCCAUUAUGUAACAAGGAAUGGUUUUGUGGCUAUUUGUUUUACACCCACAUGAUGGUCAACUUAUCCCUCCCCCUAGUAAACCAUGCAUUUUUUUUGGUAUCAUGCAGGUACUAUUAACAAAGACUAGGUUAGAAAUUGUUAAAUGCAGUUGCUGUUCUUCUGUUCAUCAUUUUCAUACAUAUUACAGAUGUGGUAAAGUGGCUUGCUGCAUUCUUGACUAACUUCCCUAUAGUUUGAGCCCAGGGCUAAAAGUUAGAAGCCUUGAAAAAACAUUGGUGUGCCUCGCGAAUUGCAAAGCAUUAGGGGCUAUAACAAACGCUGGUAUAGCAGAUGCCCGUUCGCCUUUUUCCUCCCAAACUGCUAGAGCCUCAGUGAUUAUAGCUCGCAGUUCGGGUGUUUGGUUUGAACGAUUCUCCAUACGAAUGUCGGCUUCACAAGUGUAUUCUCCCAGCAAAGUAGACAGGUACCCAAACAUCAGUUGAGGGGUUCCGGAGUUUCAUGGAGGUCUAUUUAGAAAAGUCUUAAAACCGAAUAAAUCCACGAAACGUACCCACUGGCUCAUAGUAGCGUUUGCUCCCUUAGCUUGUGGGAACAAAAUUACCGAACAGCGCUCUCCUGGCUGGUUGGGGAAAGGAAGCAGGUGUUCCCAAAGUUUGACCAGUGUUCGGGAAGUUGCAUGUCCCAUUUUAGUUUCAGACACUCGACGACAAAGUCCCGCUGAACUGUGCAGCCCUAAGCCAGGAAGCCCCUCAGAAGUGUCCCUAGGGGCAAUGUAAACACUGCCUUUUCUCUGCAUUCAAAAAAAUCAAAGCGCUGUGUGUAUGUGUAUCUAUCGGCACUCCAGGAUUUGGUUAAAAAGUUCUUUAUUCUUAUAGAGAGAAUUUUUUUUUUUUUUAAUCUUAUUUGGGAAUAAAAUAAAUAGAAAUAUAUGCAAUGACAAGUAAUCCAUUGAGUUCUGUUGAGUUAGUGGCCAUACUAAAGCAAAAUGUGUAAAUUAGAUUUUAGCAAGAGUUUGUGCCUGUUCAUAUGAAUCAAAUCCACACACUAUCAGAUCGACUAAUUUGUUCAGGUGUGGAUUCAAAGGAAUGUGAUUUCAGAUGAACCAGAUCAAACAAACCUUUGCUCAAGUCUAGUGUAUAUGCCAUCUUUUCCAAAUUGCAGACAAGAGAUUGUCUGUCUGAGUGGUCGGGCCAAAAUCUUGGGGUGAAAAUCAGAAGUUUGUUUUAACUUGGGGAAAACAAGCAGAGGGAAAUUCAAGGGAUAAUUGUGGUAAUGCAUACAAUUCAAUCUGGAAAGCUCCUUUCACACCAUAGACAAUCAUACGGUGUAUAAGGGAUCGACCGAUUAUUGGUCUGACUGAUAUUCAGAAUUUUCAGCAAUAUCGGUAUCAGCCUAUAAAGAUACCGAUAUUGUCGAUUAUGCAGACAGAACAAUGGGGGCAGAGCUUAGCAUGUGGCGUGGACUGGUAAGUGUGGGGGUAAGCUAGGAGUCCAUGUUCCAAUAUCUACCCCAGUGCCCUUACAACCCUAUCUACCCCAGAUAUUUACACACACUGCAUCCACUAAUCAAAUCUGCUCACUGUAUCCACUACAUACAUAUAUUCUUGAAAACCUAAACAAUUCUGACCGUCAUGUAAAUUUUGUGCAUUUAACUUUUUUAAAAAAUUAGGAAAAACAAACCUGUUCAGUUAACAAUAGAUUUGUGUAGGAUUUUAUUUUUUUUUCAAAACGGUAAAUAUACAGAGUAUCGGUAAGUUAUCGACUGAAAGGUCACAGAUUAUCGGUAUCCGCUCUAAAAAAUCAAUUUCGGUCGAUCCUUAAUGUGUAUGUCCCUCAACAGAAUAUCUCUUUAGUACUACAAAGGUGUGUGACAUUACAGCACUGCAGCUCUUGCAUUCAUUCUACAAUUAUUGUGGAAAUGGGGAUGUUAACGGCAUGGUCUUUCUUUGUAUGCUGUAAUAGCUGGUCACAUGAAAGGAAAGCGUCAGCAGACAUAGCAUCUUUCCUGAAUGAUGUUGGCAACAGUGAGACUUGGGGUGCAAAGAGGGAUAUGUAACAGUAGGUAAAUAAAACUUUUUAAUAAAAAUGAACUGCGUUAAGCAGACCAUGUUGGUAACUGACUUUAUGAAAAGUAUCGGAUAACUUGUGAAAUGUCAAUAUGUACUCUAAGGUGUGGACCUGGCAUACCCAUACAGUACAUUGUUACUUUUUUAUUGCUUUGGACCCCUUUUGAUAUAGAUGAGACAUAAUAAAAGAAUAUGAUGUCCCUAGUUGUGUGGAAGCUAAAAUGUAUUUAUCUAGUGGCAAACAAUGAUUAUGGUAGUACGUAUGAAUGUAAUUUUGUUUAAGUUGUCUAUUAAAUCCACCUGCUAACUGGCUUUGCGUGCUGUGGUCUGUAUCCUGCUUAAACUCAUACCGGAUGAACAGAUGGGUUUUUUGUUUUUUUUUUGUGUGUGCUAAUACUGCUGAGUUUGUUCUGCAUUAAGCCCUCCCUGUUCUGCAUGUGACCUGCAGCCAUAUGUGAUGAAUGAGCGACUGUCUACACUGUGUACUAUCAUUGACCGAUGAGGUGCUGGGGGGAGGAGGGCUCUGGUUAUUGAGCUGGAAUGUCUGGGAUGAUUUUUACACAUGUUGAAUUUGAUCUUUGAAGGCCAUUGCUGUGCUUGCCAUUUGGUGAAACCAAAUUCUAAUGAGACAUACCGUUUGAGAUGACAGAGCAGGUGUUUGAAGUGUAAUUUUGGAUUUUUUUUUGUGUGUGUGAUGCUGAUUACCAUAUAUACUAGAGUAUAAAGUCGACUUGAAUAUAAGUCGAGACCCCUAAUUUUCCCCCAAAAAAACUGGGAAAACUUUAUUGAAUCUAGUAUAAGACUGGGGUGGGAAAUGCAGCAGCUACUGGUAAAUUUCUAAAUAAAAUUAGUCCCCCCCCCCCCAAAAAAAAAACCUAUAUUAAUUGAAUGUUUAAGGUGUGUGUGUAUAUAAUGAAUGCAUUCUGUGUGUUUUGCAGAGCCUUGGUGGGGGGUUGGGCAUUUUUAUAAUUUUUUUUUUAAAUAUAUUUUAUUUAUAUUUUCGUCCCCCUCCCUGCUUGUUAGCUGGCCAGGGAGGGGGGGGCUCUCAUUCCCUGGUGGUCCAGUGGAUGGACCGUGCAGGAGGGGGGUCUGGCAGAGAGCUGUUACUUACCUUUCCUGCAGCUCCUGUCAGCUCCCUUCUCCUCCACUGUAAAUCUUGCAGCCGCACGGAGCAUUCCCCGCGGCUCUCGCAAGAUUUACAGUGGAGCUGACCGGAGGAUAGAGAAGAGAGCUGCAGGAAAGGUAAGUUACAGCUCUCUGCCAGCCCCCAACAGGACCGCCGGGCUUGUAAUGAGCCCAGCGGUCCUGGUCUGUAUUAUGGCAAUGUAAGUUGCCAUAAUACAGACCUUGACUCGAGUAGAAGUCUAGUGCAGGGGUAGGCAACCUAUGGCACUAGUGCCAUGCACGGCACUCAAGGUGUCUUUGCACAGCAUUCAAGGCUGCUAGAGCCAAACAGGCUCUGGCCUAUCAGGAGUCCCAGUAAAACUAAAAGAUCUGCUAAUACGAAAAGCUGUUGAAUGACAAUCCUCAAUUUAUGCAUUGCAGCAUGUAGAGGGGAUCUCAGAUCACUUCCAUCCAGCACUUGUUAAUGGGAAUCCACACUGUAAUAGAGCACCCCACAGCUGCUGUUGCAGCUCCUGUCCUUGAUCUGUACCUGGCCAGCCUGGUCUCCACUGGAACACAGGGAAGCCACCCACACUGCUAGAUAUACAGAGAUAUGCAGAGUAACCCUCCCCUCAUACAAAUAAUGCAAACAGCCCAAACGCAAUCCACACAAACUCAACACCACCGACAAUCCACAUGCAUGCACACAACCCCACAUGCAGCCUCUCACAUGCAAUACCCCAAACAGCCCCUCACAUACACACACUAACAAACAUACAAUGUGACAUAUCCAUCCACACACACAAUUCUACAAGCAGCCCACAUUCAUAGGUUUAUUUACACAAUACCACAUGCUACUCAUGAACAUAUACAAUAUAAUAGCUCAUACAUGCACAAAUACAAGGAUACAAAGCAACUGCAGUAUAAAUAACACAACCACAAUAUGGCAACAUGCACACCUCAAUUUAAAAAAAUAGGACUGGCACGCUAUGGGCCAUAACAAUCUUAUUUCGGCACAGUGCUGCUAAAAGGUUGCCUACCCCUGCUCUAGUGUAUACGGUAUAUAAUUACUAUGCAAAUGUUUAGCUUUUAUUUUAGCGUGUGUAUACUUUAUUUUUUUUGUGUGCAUGUAUGUAUACUUACGCAUACUUGGUAAGCGAAAUCUAAAAACUAAUCUGUGGGUUUCUUUAUUUUAAAAGUUUUCAUAUCCUGCUUCUGUAUCCACAGAAUUCUUUAGGAAGCAACCAUGCUUCCCCCCCCCCAGCCAGCUCUUGGGCUUCACUUCUCCUGGUUGGGAAUUACUGAAUAUUUAUUUGCAUAUGUCUGUCCUCAUUUUAAGGUGAACGUGCAAGUUUAGUGUCCCAUAUCACUGAGGCAUCUUGUUCUGUUAAAGAAGCAGAGUGGAUAAUAUAUAUUUUUUGGUUUUAUUGAUGGUUUACUUGCUUAAUCUUAUUCCCUUUAAUCCCUUAAGGACAGACAAUUGUCCACUUUCAGAACCAAAAUAAAAUCUGGAACUUGGCCUACAGGUUUGUUCCAGUGUAAUUUAAUUUAAGGGUUUCUACAUGCCUACACUAAUCUUAACCUAAACACUACGCUACCUUUAACCCUAUGACCGCAAUAACCCGUACGCAGCAUACCCUUCACUUGAAAAUUGAGUAUUUCAUAAAGCUAAAAAUCUUUAUGAAAUACUCAUACUGACUUGGUAUUACCAACUCUUUCAUAAGAUACAUUGAGACAAAGUAGGAGCGUCUGUUUAAUGUUUCUUAUGCCUCUUGCUUCUAGAUACUGGGUGAGGGCUACUGUUGUCUAGAGUGUUGAUCUUCCAGCUAUCUCCAGUGACUGCUGCAGAGAAACUACAUGUAUCUAAUGCAGGUUCUCACAGAAUCUUCUCUAUAGACUCGAUGCUGUACUCUUAUGCAUGUAUCGGAGAGCAGCAGUUACGUCUGGUGCUGAAAUGUCAGGAGCGGAAGGGCCAAAAUGCCAUGGCGGCACCCGGAAGGUACAGGUUCAGCUAAUUAAAUCUUUUAAAGUCCCUGACUCUUGUUCUAAAAGGGACACUAUAGGCACACAGACCACGUCAGGUCUUUGAAGUGGUCUGGGUGCAAUAUCCCUGGUCUCUGAACCGUAACCAGUAAAUUAUUGCAGUUUUUAAGAAACUACAAUAAUUACCUGCCAGGGUAAACUCCACAUCUAGUGGCUGUCUAUCAGACAGCCACUAGAGGGUCUUUCAGGCAGUUGGGAAGGAGGACCAGAGCCAGCACCGAUCUACAUCUGUGCUUGACCUAGGUAAGUGACAAGGUUUAUGACAGAGGGGGAAGCUAUAGUUACAGGAAUAGGGGGUUUGUUUUCCUGGCACUAUAGUUUACCAUUUAUUUUUGUGUUGAAGUUUAUGUAAGCUUGUUUGAGCAGAGAACUCCUCUACCUAUUGUAACCUGUAACAUUUUGUUAUUGUCUCAUUUGUUAAAUUCCCCUUUUAAUGUAAAGCGCUGCAGAAUAAUUUGGCGCUAUAUAAAUACCAAUAAUAGUGCGCACUUUUUUUUUUUUUAUAUUGUGAGGCUAAUUAGUCUGGUAGAUUGUUUUGGGAGAUGGUUUGGACUCCAUUGGAACUUGUAGAUCCAAAGGCAUCAGAAUAUGUUUUACAUUUCAAAAGUACACUUCUGCCAAAAAAAAAUAUAUCUCACUUUAGCAAAUAACCCGGUCUAUAAUAAAGUGAGAACUCAAAUUGCAUUUAAAAUUGCCAAACUGGAAGAAUUCUCUAAGUCAGUUAUGCAUCCACUAUGGCUAUUCUGGCUAUAAAUUUUAAAUUCACUUUGAAACAGACGAGUACUGAAGACAUUGAUUUAUGUUAUUUAUAUAGCGCCAUCAAAUUCCGCAGCGCUUUACAAUGGGUGGACAAACAGAUAUGUUGUAACCAGACCAGUUGGACACACAGGAACAGAAGGGUUGAGGGCCCUGUUCAAUGAGCUUACAUGCUAGAGGGAGUGGGGUAAAUGACACAAAAGGUAAGGAUAGUAUUAGACUGACAGUUGCAGAAGAGGAAUCAGUCGGGAGUUAUUAACAGUUUAAUUGAUACGCUUGUAAGAAGAAGUGGGGUUUUUAACGAUUUUUUUUUUUUUUUGGAGUGGAGACUGGGUGAGCAUCUAACGGAGGCGGGAAGAGUUCCACAGGAACAGUGCAGGCCUCGGGAAAUCUUGAAGGCGAGCAUCAGAGGUGGGCGUAUAGACAGAUAGACAUAAGAUUGAUAAAAUAAUUAAACUGUUGGAAGUGCAUGGGUGCCACCUAGUGUCUCUUAUGAUUCACAAUAAAGAGGAUUUUGAUAUGCAAAAUGUAUUUCAGGUAUCUGGUUAAAUUGUAGUUCAUAUUAUGGCCUGCAUCUAAUUAGAAGUGUUUUAUCAUGUACAAAUACUGCAGAUGUAUUGUACUUACAGCCGUGGGUGUUUGUGUUUUUUUUAUUUGUUUUGAGAACACGAUGUAAGGUAGAAGUACAGAAUGUAGCAUAUAAAACACAGUACAAACCAAAUUUGUUUUAACCUUGUACAGCCAAUGAAAUUCUGUGCCACUGUUGGCAGCAAUUUGGUUAUUAGUAUUGUCAUCUUCUUAGCCUCAUGUCAAUCAUAAUUACAAGCUCAGUCCUUUGUACCUGGCAGUCAGAAUAACGAAAGCAUGCAAAUAAAAGAGGAUAAGAGCAUGUUUUUAUUUCUUGAUUAAUGAUGCUUGCCCCAACUUUUUUUUUUUUUUCUGAACUGUUUGCUCAUUGGGGUGCUAGUGCUAGGCACCCAGUCUGAGGCUUCCUGAUUGAAGCCUCAGAUCAACCAAGGAUGAUGCUAGGUCUAAUGGUUUAACCCAGCGGUUCCCAAACAGGGUUGCCGCAAAAUAUUUCCCCGGUGUUAUUACAGCGUGCCGUGCCUCGUUCUCCCCUACAGGACCAAAGGGUAGAUCAGAGAUCUUCACCAGCCUGCUAGCACUGAAAUGCUGCAGGGGAGGGAGAGCACCUGGAAGCUCUAACCUGCAGGUUCACCUCUCGCAAACUUGAAACAUUGCUGUGGUUAUCAUAGAAAAGCUCAGAAUCUUGUGAGAGUGAACUCUUACCACUAGACCCACCAGGGCUUCCCCACCAGACCACCAGGGUUUAGUACUGUCCCUACUCCCAGGUAAAGGGGGGUGGGAGGGAAGUGCUCUUAAUCUGUCCUCCUCCCCAUAGACUCACAAAAGCUCCCCCCAUACACACACUGCAACCCUCACACUUCAUCCUUCACACACAAACUACUGCUCCUAUCCCAGCAGAUCGCAGGUAAGUUGUAAAACUGUUCAUAAACAGUUUGACUACUUACCCUGGGAGGGCACCUGCACUCCUGGCACCAUAACCACUACAGAGUGCUGUAGUGGUUGUGCCUGGAUUGUUUCUUUAAAUAGCCUACCAGUGCCCUUUCCGAGAUUAGGUUCUGGUUCCGCCGCUGAACGGGAAACCUAUCUGCUUAACAGGGGCCCAGUAUAUGCUGCAGCACUGUACAUGUAUACAACCCAGAAAUUUUUGACUUGGGCGCCUUGGAAAAAUAUUGAAUGUAAAAGUUUGGGAACCACUGGUUUAACGCCUCUAAGCAAGACAGCAUCUGAAACUGCCACACCACAACAACUUAGUUGUGAUACUAGAGUGCCAGGGUAGUCCUUUUACAGUUAGGCCUGUUUAUGUGCAGUAAGCAAACGUAGUUGGGUCCAUACACACCUAGGUAGAGGUGUUUCUUUCUUUUUUUCAAAAACUUUUGAAGAAGUCAGACUGUGUUCCUUUACAAAUGUAUUUUGAUAGCCUUGGAAGUAUUCAUGUUGCUUAUUUGUAAUGACUGCUAACCAGGCACUUACAGAUUAGCAUUCUCUACCAUUUCCUAAAUUUUGGUGGGUUUUUUUUUUUUUUUUGAGACCCAUCUCUCCCACACACCAUUAUUGAAACUCAAAUAUCAUCAAUUUUUAUUUAUUUUUUUUAUUUUUUUUUGAGCUGACACCCUUGUAUCGGUAUUUCUCUGAAGCUGUAACUCCUAAUGUCCUUUUUAGAUAACCUGUACAAAACAUUGAAAAAUGUUGCAGUGAGCUCUGAUGCCUGAAGUAUUUCUUUAAAGGACCACUAUAGUGCCAGGAAAACAUACUCUUUUUCCUGGCGCUAUAGUGCCCUGAGGGUGCCCCACCCUCAGGGACCCCCUCCCACCUGGCUCUGGAAGGGGGAAAGGGGUAAAAACUUACCUUUUUCCAGCGCUGGGUGGGGAGGUUUCCUCCUCCGAGUCGGCUGAAUGUGCACAUGCGGCAAGAGCUGCGCGCGCAUUCAGCCGGUCACAUAGGAAAGCAUUCAUAAUGCUUUCCUAUGGACGCUUGCGUGCUCUCACUUUGAAAAUCACAGUGAGAAGCACGCAAGCGCCUCUAGUGGCUGUCAAUGAGACAGCCACUAGAGGAUUAGGGGGAAGGCUUAACCCAUUUAUAAACAUAGCAGUUUCUCUGAAACUGCUAUGUUUAUGAAAAAAUGGGUUAACCCUAGCUGGACCUGGCACCCAGACCACUUCAUUAAGCUGAAGUGGUCUGGGUGCCUAGAGUGGUCCUUUAAAUUAUGGAAAAAAAGUACUCCCAACAUUUUUGAGGUCACAAAACCCCUCAAAGAGAUUCAAACUUUGGUUAAUGACCAGGCCAAUAUCUGAACUGAUGAGUGGAGAUUUGCUGUGUAUUUAGUUUAGGCUGUUGCAUUGUUUUUCAGUCGAUACACCUAUUUAUCUUCUGUCAUGGGUCAGUGGCAUCCACGACCCUGUGUGGCCAUUAAACACACCAGGCAAAUGCCUUGUGAGCCAAGAAGAUCAAUGGAUCUCACUGGCUGACAUUACUCAAGCUUUGGCCCAGAGUGGGCUUACAUUGCUGGUGGGCAGAUCAAAGAUUUCAAUCACUGGCCACCCCACUCUGAUGCAUGAUAGAGGGAGACUUUAAAAAAAAUUGGUCUUCACCUACUACAGGUUACCACGCCAGCGUUCUCCUGCUUUUCACAGCACUGGCUGGAAGGAGAAGCCUACUGGGGCUGCAGACAAGUUGUAGUUCCUACUGAACCACUUGUGAGAAAUAUAAUUUUAAAAGGUAUAUCCUAUAACCCAAGGAUACACUUGUGAGUGGUGAUUGUAUGUUUGCUUAUCACCCAGGGCCCUGUAAAGUACUGUCCUCCCCUGUCUACAAUAAUUUAACAUACUUUUUGCCUUCAAGCAUUCUUCUAAAUUUGAAACACUUUUUUUUUUUUUUUUUUUUUAAAUCAAAUGCUUAUUCUCCUUAACAGCUACUCUAAGAAGGAAUCUGAUUUCACUUCCCUACAAAGCCGGUUUCGUGAAAUUGAAACUCUCCUCAACUCCAAAGAUGCAGCCCUGGCCACUGCACAAGGCGAGAACAAAUCCCUGGCGAUGGAACUGGAAGAUCUUAAAGCAGAGCUGUCUCAGGUAGGAAGUUGCCUCCGUUUAAUAAUGGGUUUGGUGCUUUUUACAUCUGUCAUAUCUCAACACAUUGUUUUUUCCUAUUUCUUUCUCUAGAUCUUGUAAUCAUUCUACUUUCAAAUGAUCUUGUUUUACAUGACAUCACAAGCUGACUCUAUCAGUGGUUUUGUUAUUAACAUUGUUGCUGCAAAUUAGAUUGUGUCCUUUGCUAUAGAAGAUGCCUGUAUAUUUAAAUGUUAAUUUCACAAUUUAAAGCAGUCUCCAUUUUGUACUUUAUAUUUUUUUUUCUCUUUCCCUCUAGUUUGAAGCUGCCUUAGCAAUGGCGAGGAAGCAGGUUGGCGAUGAAACAUUGUUAAAAGUGGAUCUUGAAAAUCGCUGUCAGUCUCUAUCUGAAGAGCUUGAGUUCCGUAAAAAUAUGUUUGAAGAGGUAAUUACUCCUAAAAAGUUUCAACGUUGAUGCUCUAAUAUAUCUAUUAGAAAGUUACAUAUGCCAGGCUCUGAUCCUGCAGUGACCUCUUACAACCAAAACAAUUGCUGAACUACUUCAGCCAGUACUGAUUUUUCUAAUGGCUCUCUGCUUCAAGCAAAAAAUGUCUUAUUUAAAAUACAAACCAUCCCAAGGCUGUUAUGAUAUCAUUUAUCAUAGAUAUUGUAUAUUUCUAUGCUCUUGGAGCUUUAGAAGCAUUGCUCGCCUAGCACUAGCACCCUCUGUUAGCAAUUUGGCACUAAAAUGUCUUAUACUGUCUCUGCAACCAUUUCUCACUCUCGAAGGGGGAGUAGUACAGUGACAGGGAGCAAAAGAACCACCCAUUGGAGAUUACCCGCUACUUACUCCUCUGCUUAAAACUGUAUGCUGAGGGAUGACAAAUCUCAGGUCGCCAUGGUGAUUUGUCCUGGCGCCUAGGAUUUGUUGAGCCCUGUAUUAAUCUCUACAUUUGCUUGCAUGUAAGCACAAGGUUCAAAUGUGCCACUAGCCAUUGAGUGAAAUCUAAUCGCUGGGAAGUAGAAAUUUACACAUGGAUCCUAUAAUUUAGCAAUAAGUUACUUUAAGCCUGUGCUAGCAUUUGUUUUAGAUGAAAUUUGAAUUCUCUUUAGAUGAAACCCAAUUUCUAUGGACCCAGAAAGAUAUAUUUUAAGAGCUGACUGGACAUGUAGAAAUACAGCAUCUUACUAUAGUCUCAUUGAAAGUGGGGGAAAAUAGUUACAAAAGAGUGUCGGCUUCCAUUUACUUUGGUAAAUGUUUGCAUUUUCGGUGAUCUUGGUUACAAAUAACAGUUCACAAGCAAAGUCAUGCACAGAUACCUUAUGAGACUAGUUGUGUUUUUUGUGUUUUUCUUUUCAUUCCCCAGGCCUAUUCUUCAAAAUUCUUAGAUUAUCUAGUAGUAAUGUAGAAAUAAGCUCAUCUCUCAUAAUUCCCUGUUCCUCUGAGUCGUCUUAUGAUUUUUUUUUUUCUUUCUAUAUUUGUAUGUAUGGUUCUUUUACAGGAAAUUAAGGAAACUCGAAGGAAGCAUGAGACUCGGUUGGUGGAGGUGGAUUCUGGUCGGGUAAUGGAAUAUGAACAUAAGCUUGCCCAGGCACUUGUUGAAAUGAGAACUCAACAUGAGGAGCAAGUUAAAAUUUACAAAGAAGAGCUUGAGAACACCUAUCAAGCUAAGGUAGGGAAAUGUAUAAUGGUUAAAAUUGUUUGCAGUAUCUUUAACAUCUGUGUAUAUGCAUCUACAAACAGCGGGACAGUGUUAGUAGCCUGCAAGAUCUAUAACUACAUUAAGCUGUAGUGGUUAUGGAACGGAGACUGCCUUUGCUAGUUCUAUGAAAGUUUCUGCAUGUCUUUAUUUUUUUCUGUCUCCCUCUUUCCUUUUCCCUGCGUUGUAUUUCGCAAGUGUAUGUUGUGAAACUGUCAUACGAGUAGCAAUACUUUGAAUUGUUUUUAAACCAAGCUAUGUUUGUGUGCAUGUAUAAAUUGACACGAUUACCUGACAAGCGUUUUUUUUUUCUCUUGUUAAUUUAAAAAAAAGAGAGAAAUUGUGUUAACAUUCUGUAUAGUGACUGCAUUUCCUUAGGAAAUCUACCAAUUCCUGUAUGUGGUUUUGAAAUUAAUGGACUUGUGAAAUGUCCGUAUUUGGUACACUUCCUGAUUUGGUGUGUUUGAGAAAGUAUAUUUGCUUUUCAGCUGGAGAACGCCAGGCUGUCUUCCGAAAUGAACAGCUCUGCAGCAAACAGCUCUCGGGAGGAGGUUAUGGAAAGCCGCCUGCGAAUUGAUAGCCUCAUGUCUCAGCUUUCUGAGCUUCAAAAGGAGGUAAUUAUGUGAGCAAUGAGGCAGCUCUACAUACUGCUUUGAAACGUGGAAAAAACUGUGUUGGUACAUUAUGAACAUGCCAAUAGUCCAACUUUGCAGAACUUCUAAAGGUGAAAAUGCACCAGACUGCUUCCACGCCAUUGUAAAUUAAAAUAAUUUUUUUCUUUUUUAAAAAGCUGCUUUUGAGUCAACUGUUUAAUUUCAACACGUGCCAUUUCUUUUAGUAUACAUCCGUCACAGGAGAGAACUAGGGUAUCUUCUGUUUGUUUAGUUACUCUCAUCCAGUGCACCUGCAUGCACCUAAGAGGAUAUCUGAGCCCAUAUCCUCUCUGCUGUUUUCUCCAUGUAUCUUUAGGCUGCCCUGCUUGCCUAGGGUUAUAACAUGUAUAAAUUUGUGCUGUUGUAGGUACACAAGCCCCGUGCCAUAGAUCUUUCUGGAUGUCUGGCAUAACCAGGAUAAUAUCCAUAGAUAUUUAUUUCCUGUCAGCAAUAUAUGUAAUGGAAUUGUGUGUCCUAUCUUUAUUUGGUGCAACUAAUUCAAAAAUCAUUCCAUAAACAGAUCAUGUUCAUUAAACCGUUUUUCCUCCCUUUUGAAUUGGUUAAUUUGGGUUUUCAAAGGGAGGAAAAACUGUUUAAUGAACAUGAUCUGUUUAUGGAAUGUGAUUUUUGAAUAUAGUUUUCCUUUCUGGUAUAGCUGUGUGCGGCCCGAAAAAUUUAUUUUUAUUUUUUUAACACUAGUCAAGAGCAUGGCAAGAACAAUUGCAAGAACUAGAAGAAAUGCUGGCUAAGGAGAAGGACAACAGCAGACGACUACUGGCUGAAAGGGAGAGGGAGAUGGCAGAAAUUAGAGAUCAAAUGCAGCAGCAGCUUAGUGAUUACGAACAACUUCUAGAUGUGAAACUAGCCCUGGACAUGGAAAUCACUGCAUACAGAAAACUGCUGGAAGGCGAAGAGGAAAGGUAAGCAAUUUAAUUGAUGUGUAGUAACACAUGGAAAAAAAACAGUAACACCUUGUUCUAUUGGAGACUGUCCUACAUGUUGGUGAAGGAACAUUAACCAUGAUUGACUUGGGUGCCCUCCAAACCUUUUCAUUCAGCCCUCCAAGUCAUUUCCUGUAGAAAUUACCCUAUAAGAAUAUAUUCUGUAAAAUACAUUCUUGUCUGCUAACCUGUUCGUAUAUUUCUUAGCCAGUGCUGUACUUGUUACACCUGUAUAUAUGUAAGACCAUUGUUUCACUUCCCCAAUUUGUACACUGUGAGCUCUAAAGUUUGUGUGAAGUAUCCUUGCAUAUGGACCAUGAUUGCUGUGUUUUUUUUUUUUUGCUGUUGUUGCUAGGAAGCCUUCAAAACUGUAGUUCUUGAUUCCAUAUUCUGGUACCACAUUUAUAAAAUGUCUUUGAGGCCUACUAUAAACCACAAAAGUGACCUUUUCAUAUGGCCGGUCUUCCAACGUUCUCCCUUACUAGGUUUGAUGCCUAAACUUCUGUUGUAUUUGCAAAUUGUCUUUAGCCCUGGACCCAGUGAGUUCUGCAUAUUAAGUUAUUGGAGUACCUCAUAUUACACACGUUUUACUGAAUAUAUUUUAUCUAAUUUCGAACUUCAUGUAUGCAAUAAUACCACACAAUGUUUUUCCAGAUUGAAAUUAUCUCCAAGCCCAUCUUCACGUGUGACCGUUUCUCGAGCUUCCUCAAGCCGCAGUGUUCGCACUACUAAAGGUAAAAGGAAGAGGGUUGAUGUUGAGGAAUCUGAGGCAAGCAGCAGUGUGAGCAUUGCUCAUUCUGCAUCUGCAACUGGUAACGUGUCUAUUGAUGAGCUGGAUGUUGAUGGAAAAUUUAUCCGACUUAAGAACAAUUCAGAGCAGGUAAGGCUGCUGGGUCAGCUAUGCUUCCAGUUUGACUAUUUUGACCUUAAAUUUGAAAUUCACUUUGAAUUCCUGGCAAUCCUCACUAGUGAAUAACCCUGAAAGUGCCAAAAUUUUGGUUUGGGGGAGUCUGUAUUACAUAUCCCAAUGUUAGACCACCAGUAUAGAAACAAGCGAUUUAUCUUUAGCCGAUGUACACUUUUAAGGCCACAUAUAGUAACGUUAAAACUAACUAGUUUAUUUACACAUGGAAGUUUUCUUGGGCCAAUGUUUGAAAGUCUGUAAACUCUUCCUGCUUUUUUUUUUUUAUUUUUUAACACAAUUCUACACAGGAUCAACCUUUGGGUGGCUGGGAAUUGACCAGAACUAUUGGAGAGACGUCUGUGAAUUACAAGUUUACCUCAAGAUACGUGCUCAAAGCAGCCCAGACUGUAACGGUAGGCAGAUAUGCUGGCUUCACUCACCAAUUACCAUAGUUAAAAAAAAAACAAAAAACUAUUUUUGUUAAAUUUAAUGUCCUUAUAAAAUUGUAGCGGAUUCUCUUGCGUUUUUUGGUUUAAUUUCCCCUAUUUCAACUUGUAAAAACAUGCAAUCUUUAUUCAAACUAGAUCUGGGCUGUAAAUGCUGGAGUUCCUGCAAGUCCACCAUCUGAUCUCAUCUGGAAGAACCAAAGCUCCUGGGGAACUGGCGAAGAUGUCCAGGUCAUCCUGAAGAAUUCUCAGGGAGAGGUGUGUUUUUGUGUUAAACUGACCACAAAAAAGAAACUCAUUAAAUAUGUGCAGGUUGAAAAGUCUCAAGUUCUAUUGCUAUAGUUUUGUGUUAACCUAUGCUAGUGGUUUAGGGGUUUCUCAAUGGAUUGUACAUUAUAAUGUGAAAUCUGGUAGCUGCCCUUAAUCUCUCCUUUAACAAUUGCAACUGUCUGAAGGAGGAAAUGUGUGUUAAAAAAAAUAAAAAUAAAAAUAUAUAGCUAUAUCCAUAUUCAGAUUCUGCUAGCUGCAUACUACUUAACAUUUUAAGGCAGGUGAUUUUAAUCUGUCAGAUUGAAUUUUGCCAUUCAGAUUACAUUUUGCUACCACUUUGAGUUUAGUGAAUUGACAUAUUAAGACACCAAAUCAUUUUAACAAAGACCGUUCCUUUUGAACCCACACCUGUCCUACCAAGGGAUUAUACUGCAAAUUCUGGAUGGGUGUCAGAUUUUGCUUAGACUACACUAGAAUGUAGCUCAAAGAAUUUAUCCAAAGCUGUUCUAUUUAUCACAAUCAAACUUUAGCCAGCUUGAGUCUGGUGUAACCUAGGGACCUGCUCAGUAUUGGUAAUGCCCUUCUUUUUCCUUUGUGAGCUACUGAUUUACUCCCUUGUUCUUGAAGGAAUUUAAAGUCCUAUUUGUGGGACAUUAUGUCCAUUCUGGAGACAUGUGUUUUGGGGUUUUUGUUUGGGGAUUAUUUUUAAAUAUAUCCUCAAUGAAAACAUGCAGCCAUUGAUGCGUACAUGUUUUCUUGGGGUCUAUCCACUAAAUGGCUUCCCCCUCCCCAUUAGUGUUCCUUUAAAUAUAUUGUGCAAAGGUGCAGCAGUCAAUUAGUUCACUUUUCUUUUUUUUUUUUUUCUACUAUGUGUAAGUUUCUAAUUUGUUUUUUUUUUUUAACAUGGUAAAUUACAGUUCAAAGGCAGUUGGCUACAAGUUGUAUUAGUUAGGGUUAAUCUACUUGUGUCUCUGCAGGAAGUAGCUCAAAGGAAAACUGUGUAUACAACCACUAUACCAGAAGAGGAAGAAGUGGAGGUGGAAGAAGAGGACAUUUUUGAAGAGACACAAGAACCCCGCCGUAAGAAGGUAUGUAGGUUGAUCUUGAUCGGUCCCAAUGUAGAUUUGGAUUGUAACAUCCACAGUUAGUUUAGAAUUGUUUUGUAUUUUAGUUUAUCUAUCAGAAAGCUAAUUGCAGUAAACCAGCAUAAACUCAUUGUGUGCCAAAGCAGUUUGAUUUGUACAUACUGGGGGCCAUGACAACUUUGCUAUUUAUGUGAAGAAAAAUCUCACUUGAGUCUAUAUAUUUUUAUUUUUAUGUUUGUAAAUAUUGCCUGUCUGUCCUGGCAUUGUUAAUAUAACUUCACACAAUAGCAUACUUUCAUGGGUAUAGUACUAUAAAAUGAAUGGGUGUGCAUGCAGUUAUUUAGCAAUUUUUGGCAUAGGCCUAAAAGCUUGGAGCAUUUAUGGUAAUGAUGUUGCUGCUGGUUUCAAAUGCAUAAGAAUAUAAAUAUAUAUAUAUAUAUAUAUAAUUUUUUUUUUUUUUUUUUUUUUUUUAAAUGACAUUUAUCCUUUAAAGGGACACUCCAGUGCCAGGAAACACAGGUCCCCUAUCCCAGGUUGCUGAAGGGGUUUAAACCCCUUCAGUGACUUACCGGAGUUCAGCGCCGAUGUCCCUCGGUGCUGGUCCAGGGUCUGCCCACACUCCUCCCCCGGCGGGAUGAGACCUAAUGAGCUGCCGUGCACGCGCAUUAGACAUCCCCAUAGGAAAGCGUUGAAAAAUGCUCUCAAUGCUUCCCUAUGGGGAUUUUAGUGUGAGGAUGUCCAGCGACGCUAUAGCACAGAAAAUAUGUGGUAUGAACCAGGAAGUGUCCUCUAGUGGCUGUUUAGUAGACUGCCACUAGAGGAAGAGUUAACCCUGCAAGGUAAAUAUUGCAGUUUAUGAAAACUGCAAUAUUUACAGUUGCCGGGUUAAGGGUAGUGGAAAUUGGCACCCAGACCACUCCAAUGGGCAGAAGUGGCCUGGGUGCCUGGAGUGUCCCUUUAAGUAGCAAGUGCUUCUAGUGGAUGUCUUCCUAACAGCCAUUAGAUGCAUGUACUCAGACAAAUGUAAGCAUUGGCAUUUUUAUUAAUCUUUAUUCAGUCUGGAAUUAGAUUAAAAUGGGGUUUUGGUGCUUAAUGAACUCUUUUAAAAAUUUGUGAAUUCACAAACUUCAUCAGAAAAACCUUGUUUGAAAGUUAAAAUGUCAAAUGUUUUGCAUCUGAUGGUAUAUACCCUCUUUCACAAACAAUUUUUGUCUGAUUAUCAGAUCUGUAAUGUAGUUAGUCAUGGAAAACAAAAGGCAAAUAACUGGUCUUUACAGAGUUUAUUUUUAAUUUUUUUUUUUUUUUGUUCCCCCUUCUGGUUAAUACGGAUUGGUGCAUCCAAAAAGCAUUUUAGUGUCACAGUAGCGGCGGAGAUGUUGGGGCCACGAAUACUGUCAUACACUGAUACUGUAUAUAAGGGGUUAAAAAAAGAUCAUUAGAUAUAUAAAAUGUUUUUGUUUUUCAGCAAGGGGAACGAGGCUGUGCUAUCAUGUAAUCUGGAUUCUGGAAUAUUCCCUCUAAACAGAUCUGAGCCUUCUGGAAGCGUCAACUAUUUUUGUAUUCUCAUACAAUUUUUUUAUUUUAAAGAUGCCAAUUUUGAUGGCCUUAUUUUCUUUUUAUAAUGGAAAAAGAACAUCGGACAUUUUGUAAUGUAAUUGAUCUGUGACUUGCAAAAUGUGAAAGAACUGGUUUGUGCGCUGAUUGUAUUCGGGGUUUUAAUGCAGUAAUGAAAUAAUGUGACUGCACAGCCAAUCUGAAUUUCUUUUUUGCCACAUGUUGGUCAUAUGACUAGUGUGGCUCCUCAUUUGGAGAAUGUCUGCAUUCAACUUUUCUACUGACUUAAUUUUAAAAGUGAAGCAAUUUCAGUUCUUGUUAUAUGAAUGUUUUGUACUGUUUUAAAAAUAAUUCAGCUGUUUUUAUUCAACUUUUUUUAGACUAGUGGGUGGGGUUGUUAGCUAUGUUAAAAGGUUAUGUGAACAAAAAUAAAACAAUACUGGUUUUUAAUGUAUUUUUUUUUUUUUAUUGUGUGCACUGAAAUUGCAGAGCUGCAUAUAACAAGACCCACUUGUGUUUGGUAGCCAAAGUUUAUUUUGGUGGUUUUAUAAAGUCUGCUUGACUAUAAUAGACAUGUUGAAAGUAGUGUGUGGUGGUUUUUUUUUUUUUCUCUUCAAAACUUGGGUCAUAAGCAUCACUAUGAAGCAUGUGGACCCGCUGCUGGGUGCUCACAUAAUAUCCAUAACUCGCUGAAAAAUUAAACUAUUAAUUAUGCAUGGAAUUAUCCAA